ACCAUGGGAGGAGGACAAGUUGCCCUGCUGCUCCUGGGACUUUCAUGGAUGACGCUCGGGAGUGAUGCGUUUUCCCUUGCGUGUCGCCGGACCUGUCGCCCCGGCUACUUCCCUGACCCUAUAACUUGCCAGUGCACGCCCGCAAGGAUUGAGCAAAGGCCAGACAGCGGCUGUGGACUGUUGUGCAGAAACUUCUGUCCCUUCGGGAGAGUCUACGACUCUAGAGGGUGUCCUACCUGUAGCUGUAAACUCAACCCCCAGGAGAAGAAAGAGUGUAAGCCGUACUGCAAAAAUCUGUGCUUGUACGGACGAGUCCACGACAGCGAUGGCUGUCCCACCUGCAGGUGUAAUCCGGCGCCGGCCACAACCGCAAGACCACGGCCGUCUGCUGUACCUGUGUGUCCCAGGCGUGGGUGUAUCAAGAACUGCCCUAAUGGGCGAAUUAAUGAUAGUAACGGCUGUCCCACAUGUGAAUGUAAACCCACAGAACUACUCUCCAGACCUCGUUGCCCCACCAUAACUUGUCGUAAGUUCUGCAUUAACGGUAAGCAGCUUGACUCCAUGGGGUGUCCUACCUGCAGUUGUAAACCAUUCCAAUCUCCCGUCUGUAGUCCUAUAACCUGUAGAAAGUUUUGUCUCUAUGGCAGGAGAAAAGACAGCAAUGGGUGCGAUAUGUGUUCGUGCUUACCGCCCCUUGAGCCUCAACCUCUUUGUGGGCCCGUUUGUGAAAAAUUUUGUACACAUGGAAAAGUCACCGAUCAGAACGGCUGCGAAACUUGCACCUGCAAAUCUCGUCCGGACAUACCCGCUGAGCCGUUUAAAUGUUCCUCAGUUCGAUGCAGAAAGUUUUGCGCAUACGGCAGGGUUGUAGACCAAGACGGCUGCGAUACGUGCACCUGUAAACCUUACCCCGUUUGUCCACGUUUGGCAUGCUUUAACGACUGCCAGUUCGGGAAAGUUCUCGAUCGUAACGGUUGUGAAACAUGCGCCUGUAAAUCAAGACCAGCACCCUUAGAACGCAUAGUCUGCCCCCAAGUCGGAUGCUUCAACCAAUGUCCUUUUGGGCGCGAAACCUAUAACGGCUGUCCUACUUGCACAUGUAAGCCAGCACCAUCUGUUCCUCUAGUGACCCCGAAACCCUCAAGGUGCGGGCGACUGUGCAGAAACUUCUGUCCCUUUGGCCGCGUCUACAAGAAUGGUUGCCCAACAUGCAGCUGCAAAGGCUUUGGUGACCUCUUCUUCAGCUAAUGACUCAUAAUAUAAUGCCAACCUGCUGGAACACCAUAGCAUGUCGGCCUCUCAAGAAAGUAAUAUCUGAACCAAAAGAUUGUUCAAUUAUUACUUGCAAAGACUAGUCAUUUGAUCCGGUUUUUUAAAAUGUAUAUUCUGUUUUAAAAUGCUUUGCUUACCGUCUACAUAUAUCCCCAUGUAAUAUACUGUUUUUAAAGAAAUUCGAACAGUUGAGCUCAAAAUGAUACUUGAAAACACUUGCUAGGUAAUGAAUUUUCAGUCAGGGUUUCCUCAGAUUGGAAUAAAGGGUGGACAAGUUUGGGGGUUUUAAUUCAAGGCGAUAACAGCAGCUUGUGGUGUUUGAGAGAAGGACGGAGAGGAAGGAGUCAUGUCAUAAUUCGUUGGGGGAACUGUACCUCAGACCUUUCAGUCAACAUUAAACUGAAAUAUCUGAUAUUUGUGAAUAUGAUAUUUAUUAAUUUAUUGAACAUUGUUAAACAUGAAAUAAAAAAUUCAUGUUACAUAC
This is a messenger RNA of Aplysia californica (California sea hare), 1756 nucleotides long. RefSeq names its product cysteine-rich motor neuron 1 protein. The record is from RefSeq and is a predicted model, not a curated record. Gene Ontology annotation, molecular function: serine-type endopeptidase inhibitor activity. Lineage: Eukaryota; Metazoa; Mollusca; Gastropoda; Aplysiida; Aplysiidae.